AAGAUGUGUUGCAUGUGGUAUAUAUGUAUGUAAUGUAUGGUUUAUGGAGGUGGUUUAUGCCGACAAGAGUACAAACAGAUGUAUAAUUUCAAAAUACAAAAUAAGCAAAGGAAAAAAGUAGUAACAAACGGACAAACCAGAGAUUACAUUACAGAUAUAGCAGAUAUAAAUACAGUGUUUAACUGUUAAAUACUUAAAGAUGACUUCAUUCGGUCGUGGACGUGGAUGGUCUUCGUUAAAUAAAGAACAGACUCUGCGUAGACCAGGAGACACAGCUUAUACUAAUACUGUUAAGGAUAUAAUAGAUAAAGUAGCUACCUAUGACACACGUGAAUGCAUCUCGCCACAGCUGAUUCAGGAAAUUAUAGACUUGCUAAUCGGCACAAUCAACAAAGACAAUUUAAAGGAUACAUGCGAUAGUCUGUGGAAGCAAGCUAUACUUUAUGACUCACUUACUAUAAAAAUAGCAGUGAUAUUCAGCGAUUAUAAGGUUGCAAUGAUAGAAGAUAGCAAUAAGGAAAUUGUACGAAGCCGUUUCUUACGUUUCCUACAAGAUAAUUAUAUGUCUAGGGAAAAAAGUAAAACAGACGAUAAGAAGACAUUUGCGAAUAUAGUCUUACUUCAUGCAGAAGUUUAUUAUCGCAUGAGAUUAAGUGAUGGAAGUAGAUUGAAUAUAUUGGCUGAACCAUUAAUUCAAUAUUUGGAAGAUCUAUUGCAAGACAAUGGUAUAGAAAAUAUUUACUUCAUCAUGAUACAGAUUCUUAAAUCGGGUAAAGAUUUUUAUGCAGUAUGUCCGAGUCGAUUAGAGAACUUAAUAUUAAUAAUUAGACAAAUGUUGGUGAAAGAAAACAGUUACAUUUCUCAGUAUCGUGCAAUGUUAUUGUUAAUCAUAGAGUUAGUCAAUAACAAUUAUGAAAUCAAGGAUGAACUAAAACAGUUUUAUAUCUCAAACAUCAAGACUAUUUCCUUUGAAUAUCCAUUUUCUCAAAAAGAAGUAAGAGUAGAGACAAAAAUUGAAACUGAUACGAAAUGUCGAGAAUAUAAUAAGCAACGAAUUAAAGAAAUAACAGAAAUAGUAGAAAAUAAUGUGUCUGAAGGCAGUUAUUCAAAAAAUCCUAAUAUUCCAAGAGCAAUACGUGGAUCAGGUGCACUAGAUACAUUAAGAAAAGGUGAUAAUAUUAAUACAAAACUUAAUUCAUUAAAAAUAUCACCAAGGCAAAAGAACAACAAGGGCUGGGAUCAUGAUGAUAGGUUUCACAAAGAUUACGAAUAAUACAUGCAUUGAACAGUUUUAUUAACUGGUGCAAAACCUAAGUACAGUUACAAGAUUUUACAAAAAUAUGAGUGCUAUGGACAUAAUAUGUUACAUAUAUUGACAUAGUUGCAUGAAAAAAACUGGGUUAAUUUUUCAGCUGA
Messenger RNA from Nylanderia fulva, 1416 nucleotides. RefSeq lists its product as uncharacterized. Gene Ontology annotation, molecular function: translation activator activity. Gene Ontology annotation, biological process: regulation of translational initiation. Gene Ontology annotation, cellular component: cytosol. NCBI's taxonomy places the organism in Eukaryota, Metazoa, Arthropoda, Insecta, Hymenoptera, Formicidae. The record is from RefSeq and is a predicted model, not a curated record.